GAGCUGGCCUUGAAGUCUUUGGGAAGUGAGGGGCGGUUUCUUUUUGCCUCUCUGGACACGAACAACGACCUGUACCUCAGCCCAGAGGAGUUCAAGCCAAUAGCUGAGAAGCUCACGGGGGUUGCUCCCAUCUCAGAACUGGAAGAGGAGGAGACGCCUGAUGCGGGCGGGGAGACGUUGUCCCUUGUGGCCAAAUUCCAGCCCUUGGUCAUGGAAACAAUGACCAAGAGCAAAGAUGGUUUCUUGGGGAUCUCUCACGUUGCACUCUCUGGGCUGAGGAACUGGACUGCCCCAGCAGUCCCAAUGAGUGUCAUGUUUGCCAGGCAGUUUAAAGCCUUUCUUCCUCCAAAGAAUAAACUGGACCUGGGGGAUCCGUGGUGGAUAAUUCCUAGUGAACUGAACAUCUUCACUGGGUACCUUUCCAACAACAGGUUUUACCCUCCGCCUCCCAAGGGCAAAGAAAUGAUAAUCCACAGGCUCUUGAGCAUGUUCCACCCACGCCCCUUCGUCAAGAGCCGCUUUGCUCCGCAGGGAGCUGUGGCCUGCAUCCAGGCCAUCAGCACCUUCUACUACACCAUCGCCUUCAGGAUCCAUGCUGAGUUCCAGCUGAAUGAGCCACCAGACUUCCCCUUCUGGUUUUCCCCAGGCCAGUUCACAGGUCACAUCAUCCUCUCCAAGGACUCCUCCCACGUCCGAGAGUUUAAGCUCUUUGUCCCUAACAACAGGUCUCUGAACGUGGACAUGGAGUGGCUGUACGGGGCGAGUGAAAGCAGCAGCAUGGAAGUGGACAUUGGCUACCUGCCCCAGAUGGAGCUGGAAUCGACAGGGCCUUCGACCCCCUCUGUGAUCCAUGAUGAGAACGGAAAUGUGAUUGACAGCAGAGAUCCCUCAGGGGAGCCCAUCCAGUUUGUGUUUGAAGAGAUAACCUGGCAGCAGGAAAUCCCCUGGGAAGAGGCAGCCCAGAAGCUGGAAGUGGCCAUGUAUCCAUUUAAGAAGGUCUCCUAUCUGCCCUUCACACAAGCUUUUGAGAGAGCAAAAGCAGAAAAGAAGCUGGUGCACUCGAUCCUGCUGUGGGGUGCCCUGGACGACCAGUCCUGCUGAGGUUCGGGGCGGACUCUCCGGGAGACCGUCCUGGAAAGUUCGCCCGUCCUCGCCCUGCGGAACCAGAGCUUCGUUAGCAGCUGGUCACUGGUGAAGGAGCUGGAAGAGCUGCAGAGCAACAGAGAGAACGAGUUCUACAGCAAGCUGGCUGCCCUGCACCUGGAGAAAUACAACUUCCCUGUGGAGAUGAUCAUCUGCCUCCCCAACGGCACGGUGGUUCACCACAUCAAUGCCAACCACUUCCUGGAUAUUACUUCUAUGAAGCCUGAAGAUGUCGAGAGCAACGUCUUUAGUUUCUCAACCAAUUUUGAAGACCCUUCAACUGCAACUUACCUCCAGUUCCUGAAGGAAGGACUGCAAAGAGCAAAACCCUACCUGCAGACCUAA
This is a messenger RNA of Merops nubicus (carmine bee-eater), 1488 nucleotides long. It is a transcript of the gene SELENON, whose product is annotated as selenoprotein N, 1. NCBI's taxonomy places the organism in Eukaryota, Metazoa, Chordata, Aves, Coraciiformes, Meropidae. The transcript is spliced from 11 exons. The record is from RefSeq and is a predicted model, not a curated record. Gene Ontology annotation, molecular function: calcium ion binding. The annotation marks the transcript as partial. Gene Ontology annotation, biological process: calcium ion homeostasis; skeletal muscle fiber development. Gene Ontology annotation, cellular component: endoplasmic reticulum membrane.